AUGGCAGCAGCUUCUUCUUUAGCUUCCUCGAUAUCGUUCUUCUUGCUGAUGGUGAUUGGCUCAGCAGCUGGUAACUUCAACCAGGACUUCGACGUCACAUGGGGAGACGGCAGGGGAAAGAUCCUCAACAAUGGCAAUCUCCUCACCCUUUCCCUCGACAGGGCUUCCGGUUCGGGGUUCCAGUCGAAGCGCGAGUACCUGUUCGGCAAGAUCGACAUGCAGCUCAAGCUGGUCGCUGGCAACUCCGCUGGCACCGUUACUGCUUAUUACUUGUCGUCGAAAGGAUCGACCUGGGACGAAAUCGACUUCGAGUUCCUGGGAAAUCUGAGCGGGGACCCUUACAUCCUCCACACCAACGUGUUCUCGCAGGGGAAAGGAAACAGAGAGCAACAGUUCUACCUGUGGUUCGACCCGACGGCGGAUUUCCACACUUACUCCAUCCUCUGGAACCCUCAGCGCAUCAUAUUCUCGGUGGAUGGAACCCCGAUCAGGGAGUUCAAGAACAUGGAGAACAGAGGAGUUCCGUUCCCGACAAGGCAGCCGAUGAGGAUCUACUCGAGCCUGUGGAACGCCGACGACUGGGCGACGCGCGGAGGGCUGGUGAAGACGGAUUGGUCGAAAGCUCCGUUCAUGGCUUCCUACAGGAACUUCAGAUCGGAAGCUUCCUCUGCCACGGCUCCAUGGAUGUCGCAGCAGCUGGACUUUGCGAAUCAGCAGAGGCUGGCGUGGGUGAGGAAGAACUACAUGAUUUACGACUACUGCAGGGACUCCAGGAGGUUCCCUCAGGGUUUUCCUCCGGAGUGUAAUGUCGCCUAAUCGAUUAAGAGACCAAUCGGGUUGUUUACUCUGUUGUGAUAUUACUGUUUCUGUUUUUUCUUUUCUUCUCUAUUUGUUUCUGUAAAAUAUGUCGGUAAAAUAUGGAACUGUAUAGUGAUAAUGUCUCAAUUGUUAAAACAAGUAUGCAGUGUGGAAUACAGCGAAUAAAAUUGUAUUAUUUUA
Molecule: messenger RNA, 999 nt
Organism: Linum tenue
Lineage: Eukaryota; Viridiplantae; Streptophyta; Magnoliopsida; Malpighiales; Linaceae
Source: the annotation of a GenBank genome assembly